AUGGCGCCAACAACCCUCCCCCUCCUCCUCACCUUCCUAACCAGCAUCUUCACCCUCACCACCGCCCUCCCACGCAUCACCGUCACCCUCGCCGUCGAACUCUCCCCCACCCACAACACCACCACUACCACCACCACCACCACCACCACCACCACCAACAUCACCGCCCUCGCCAUCACCCUCAACCUAACCCACCCCCACCCCAUCCCCUCCCACACCCCCCUCCUCCAACUCGACCUCAACCACGGCCUGACCCCAACCCAGCAAUACUCCGACUCCGCCCUCGCCGCCUCCGACACCCUUGGCCCCCUCAUUCUCACCCACACCGACACCAACGCCAGCGACGCCCGGCGCACCUGGACCGCGCACCGCGACACCCAGGGUCCCGUGGUCGUGCGUUUCCGUGCCGUGCCGAGAGUUGUGUGGGUGUUGCCGGAGGGGAUUCCGGCGGGGGUGAGGGGGGUGAGUUCGUUGGGGGAUGGGGUGAGGGAGGUGGCGGUGGGGCGGCCGGAGAGGGUUUUGGCGAAGAGCUAUUUUGCGGUGGGGGAGUUGAAGAGGUGGCCGGGUUGGGAUGUGGAGUUGGGGGAGGGGGAAAGGCCGUUUUAUGUGUAUUGGAUCGGGGAGCUGCCGUAUGACAGUGAGCGUGUGUCGGGGAUUGCGAAGGAAAUGCAUGGUGCGAUCUCAUCGUUCUUUGGGGAUGAUACGUCGCCGUUUCGUGCCAUCCACGAGUAUGCGCUGAUGUCGCCAGUGCGGCAGUACGACCUGUGGUACCGUGAGGGCGUGGCGCAGUUCUACGCUAUCGUGGCCCCGUUCGCCGCGGGCGCUGUCGAUAGGAGCUACUUCGUUCAGUGGCUCAAUAACAACGCCCAGUCCUACUACACUGGUGGGAUGGCGGGUAAGACGUGGCAGUCCGUCAUCGACAACUACUGGACCAGUGUUCCGAACGUCAAGGCCCCGUACGGCGUCGGCUUCGCCUACCUCGCCCAGGUCCAGGGGCUUAUCGCGCAGGCGACCAACGGCACAAAGGACGUCGACGACCUAGUGCUGGAGCUCUACCGGCGGUUCACGGCGCACGAACAGGUGCAGACCGACGAGUUCCUCGAGGUGCUGAGCGGUCUCGUCGGCACCGAGGCCGCUGAGGCAAGCCUCUCCGCCAUGCUAAAUGGGACGCUCGUCGUGCCGCCCACCGACUGCUUCGCCAAGUUUGGGUUGAGGAUGGUGAGAAAGGACGGGGAGCUGUUUGACAUCGGCUUUGUUUCCGCGCAGCAAAAGAUCGUCCGAUUCACCUCGAAUAGCACCAGAGCUGAGGAAGCUGGCUUGCGCGUCGGGGAUGAGAUCGUGCGUAUGUGGGGCGCUUGGGGUGUCAGUGACUCUCUCGACAACAUGAUGCGGGUCGUUGCUCAGCGUGAUGGGCGCGAGUUCACCGUGGAGUACUGGCCGAGAAGUUAUGAAAAGGUAGAGAACUGGGUGUGGGAGGACGAUGGCUCUGUCACGGCCCAUUCCUGA
Molecule: messenger RNA, 1506 nt
Organism: Chaetomium fimeti
Lineage: Eukaryota; Fungi; Ascomycota; Sordariomycetes; Sordariales; Chaetomiaceae
Exons: 3
Coding region: 1-1506 (501 amino acids)
Source: RefSeq, a predicted model, not a curated record